AUGGCCUCCAACGCCCAAAAAACCUUCAAACUCUCUACUGGUGCUCAGAUCCCUGCCAUUGGCCUGGGAACCUGGCAAGAUGAGGCUGCCCAGGAGGCAGCGGUUCUUGUAGCCCUCCAGGCAGGGUAUCGCCAUAUUGAUACGGCAAGAUGCUAUGGCACUGAGCCUGCUGUCGGAAAAGCCAUAAAGGAAAGUGGCAUACCUAGGAGCGAGAUCUUUGUUACCAGCAAACUGUGGAACAACAAACACCAUCCUGAUGAUGUUGGUCCCGCAUUACAGGAUAGCUUGGAUGAUCUGGAUCUGGACUACCUUGAUCUAUUCCUGAUGCACUGGCCUGUUUCUUUCAAACGAGGGGAUGAUCCAUUCCCUUCUGAUAAAGACGGCAAUCUGAUAACCGAAGGAAUUGAUUACGUCGAUACCUAUAAAGCAAUGGAAGCCCUGGUCAAAUCCGGUAAAGCUAAAGCUAUUGGGGUUUCUAAUUUCUCCCGGCAGGAAGUUGAGCGUCUUCUUGCCAAUGCGACGAUUAAACCAGCAGUGCACCAGAUGGAGCUACAUCCCUGGCUUCAACAAAAGGAUUUCUUCGACUUCCACCAGAAGCAUGGCAUUCAUGUGACACAGUAUUCGCCAUUCGGCAACCAGAAUGAAAUCUAUGGUUCCCGCGAGGCACAUGGUCAGCUGGUUAAUGAUGAGACUUUGGUCGAGAUCGGGAAGAAGUACGGAAAGACUUCGAACCAAGUCGCCUUAGCCUGGGGUAUCGCACAUGGCCGUUCCGUCAUCCCGAAAUCAAAGUCGCCAGAGCGGAUCACACAAAACUUUGAUAUCGCCUUCAAAUUGGAAUCCGAAGAUAUUGAAAAGAUCGACUCGAUUGACAAGAAGAUUCGGUUCAAUGACUCGAGCAAAGACUUUGGUUAUGAAUUGUUUUCUGAUCUUGACGGGAAGCAGAAGUGA
Messenger RNA from Penicillium hordei, 948 nucleotides. Its product is annotated as aldo/keto reductase. Lineage: Eukaryota; Fungi; Ascomycota; Eurotiomycetes; Eurotiales; Aspergillaceae. Gene Ontology annotation, cellular component: cytosol. The transcript has 4 exons. The record is from RefSeq and is a predicted model, not a curated record. Bases 1 to 948 code for a protein of 315 amino acids. Gene Ontology annotation, molecular function: aldose reductase (NADPH) activity.